Messenger RNA from Macroventuria anomochaeta, 1615 nucleotides. Its product is annotated as WD40 repeat-like protein. Lineage: Eukaryota; Fungi; Ascomycota; Dothideomycetes; Pleosporales; Didymellaceae. The coding region runs from base 220 to 1350 and encodes 376 amino acids. The transcript is spliced from 4 exons. The record is from RefSeq and is a predicted model, not a curated record. Gene Ontology annotation, biological process: autophagy of mitochondrion; nucleophagy; protein lipidation. Gene Ontology annotation, cellular component: phagophore assembly site membrane; extrinsic component of membrane; cytosol. Gene Ontology annotation, molecular function: protein binding; phosphatidylinositol-3,5-bisphosphate binding; phosphatidylinositol-3-phosphate binding.
UGGCAAACUCCACCUUCACCCGACCACAUCGUGCUUCACUGAUAUCCCUCUCAGUCGAAGCUGAGGCCUCGUCUAGCAUGCCGCGAUACCCCACAGCAGAACUCACAGUGCCGUUUGACAGGCCGCUCCAUGUUCGAUCGCUGCCUUGACCGUUCUGCGUCCAACAUCUGAUACCUCACACUACUCUACACCACAACCCGUUUUCUUCAGGACGGCGACAUGAACACUCGACCGGUCUUAGGCUCGGACAAGGGCCCUUUCGCCCUCUCUGCCUCCUUCAACGCAGACAAUUCCUGCUUCUCGGUAGGACUGGAAUCAGGCUUUCGCGUAUUCUCGUCCAGAACUGGCGACCAGAAAACUGCGCGGGAGGUCGGCGGCGGCAUCGGCUGCGCAGAAAUGCUCGGCACCACGCGCUACAUCGCCUUCGUCGGAGGAGGGAAGCAGCCCAAGUUCCCGCAGAACAAGGUGCAAAUCUGGAACGACGCAACGCAGCAAAUCUCCACCUCGCUCGAGUUCAAAACCCCCGUCCAGCGCGUCCGCAUAUCACAAACGCAUUUGAUUGUCGUCCUGCUUAACAAAGUCGGCAUCUACCGCAUGAAAAUGCCACCGGAGAAAGUCGCAGACUACGAGACCGUCAACAAUCCCUUCGGCCUAUGCGAGCUAGGGAAGAACAUCAUAGCCUUCCCCGGCCGCGCAGUCGGGCAGGUCAAACUCUUCGAUCUAACCACACACAACGUGAGUAUAAUCCCCGCUCACGAGUCUCCCCUGCGCGCCCUCGCACUCUCCGCCGAUGACACAGCCGUCGCCACCGCCAGCGAAGCCGGCACCCUAAUCCGGCUCUGGAGCUUCCCAUCGUGCACCAAACUCUCCGAACUGCGUCGGGGCGUCGAUUCCGCCAUCAUCCUGUCACUCGCCUUCAGCCCCUCAGGCACCACGCUGUCCGUGACAAGCGACAAAUCCACACUGCACAUCUUCGACCUACCCUCCCCGUCUCAACAAUCGCACACCACACGGGCGGCCGCAGACGACCACAAAUGGAAACUCCUCUCCAAACUGCCCCUGCUCCCACGCCAGUUCAGCGACACAUACUCGAACUGCAGCGCGAAAUUCGAAAUGGGCAACGAGCCCGCAAGUUUCGGGCCCGCGGCCCGCUCAGCCACGCUGCAGGCUGGGAUACCAGGAGUACCAGGGGGAAGACCGACGAAGGGGUUGCUCGGGUGGUUGGAUGACUCGACGGUGCUGGUGCUGGGGGCGGGGCAGGAUGCGCGGUGGGAGAAGUUUGUUGUGGGGUUUGAUGAGGCGGGGAAGAGGGCGGUGUGGAGGGAGGGGUGGAGACGGUAUCUUGACUAGAAGCCAGAGUCUCCGUUUGUUAUGAUAGAGUAUGACGGUUGGUUGCUGUGUUAGUGCGUAUUUGCAUUUCUGUAGGUCUGUAGGCGUCGGAAGAGAUCUGCUGGCGUUGAGAUACCCAAACAUGGCGUUUGGUACAUUUGUAUACAUAGUCGAAGUCACCAUCACAGAGGAUGCAGCAUGUGCCGUUUAAGGAGAUGAGAUGAAGAGCAAUCUAUGCUUCUAGGGUAUGCAUAUCCUUCGUCCCAAUCCAGUUGUACAAAUAGAC